Lipotes vexillifer (Yangtze River dolphin) is the source of this 3880-nucleotide messenger RNA. RefSeq names its product zinc finger and BTB domain containing 40 (gene ZBTB40). Gene Ontology annotation, biological process: regulation of transcription by RNA polymerase II. Gene Ontology annotation, molecular function: protein binding; DNA-binding transcription factor activity, RNA polymerase II-specific. Bases 32 to 3424 code for a protein of 1130 amino acids. The transcript is spliced from 15 exons. NCBI's taxonomy places the organism in Eukaryota, Metazoa, Chordata, Mammalia, Artiodactyla, Lipotidae. Gene Ontology annotation, cellular component: nucleus. The record is from RefSeq and is a predicted model, not a curated record.
AGAAAGGAAGUCCUCAGACAGAGCUGAUGCGAUGGAGCUCCCCAACUAUAGCCGGCAGCUGCUGCAGCAGCUCUACACGCUGUGCAAGGAGCAGCAGUUCUGUGACUGCACCAUUUCCAUUGGUACCAUUUACUUCAGGGCCCACAAACUUGUCCUGGCUGCUGCCAGCCUCCUGUUCAAAACCCUGCUGGAUAACACAGACACCAUCUCCAUUGAUGCAUCUGUCGUGAGCCCUGAGGAGUUUGCCCUCUUGUUAGAAAUGAUGUACACUGGCAAACUACCUGUGGGCAAACACAACUUCUCCAAAAUCAUCUCCUUAGCCGACAGCCUACAGAUGUUUGAUGUGGCUGUUAGUUGUAAAAAUCUUCUAACUAGUCUUGUAAACUGCUCUGUUCAGGGUCAGGUGGUGAGGGAUGUCUCCACACCAUCCUCAGAGUCAUCCAGGAAGGAGUUGGAGAAGCCUGAAGUAGAAAUCCUUCCCUCCGAGGGUGCUGGAGAGCUUCAUUCUUCCCCGGAGGUUUCCAGCCCUCCAGGGGGCCCUGUGAAAGCCGAAAUGGGGGAAGUGAUCCAGACGGUUGUGCAAGAGAUGAGUGUGGAUCCUUCCGCUGCCCAGGGGAUUCAGGGGAAUGCAGACACCCCAGUGGAGACUCCUCUGACAGCUGAAGAUUUUUCCCCUUCUCCUGUUGUACAAACCUUUAGUGAGGCAAAGGAAGCAAGCCCAGAACCAGAGUGUGAGGGGAAACAUUACCAGCUGAACUUUCUUCUAGAAAAUGAAAAAAUCUUCUCAGAUGCACUCUUGAUUACCCAGGAUGUUUUAAAAAGACUAGAAGAAUGUUCAGAAAUUAAAGGUGCACAGAAGGAGGUGAUUCUGAAUUGCUGUGAGGGUGGAACACCCAAGGAGACAAUAGAAAAUUUGUUGCACAGAAUGACUCAAGAGAAGACCCUGAGCGCUGAGAGUUUGGUAAAACUCCUUCAGGCUGUGAAGACGACAUUCCCAAACUUGGGCCUUCUGCUGGAGAAUUUGCAGAAAUUAGCUGCUUUGCCGAGCACCACAGUCCAAGCAAGCCCUGAUGAUUAUGGGAUUGAACUAUUGAGGCGGUAUCACGAAAACCUCUCAGAGAUUUUCACAGACAACCAGAUGUUACAAAAAAUGAUCCCACAUGUGAAGAGUUUAGCCCCUGGAGAAAGAGAGGUCAUGGAGAAGCUUGUGAAACGUGACUCUGGUUCAGGUGGUUUCAGUUCUCUGAUGUCAGCAGUUCUAGAAGAGCAGACUCUCUCUGCAGCAGCCAUUUGGCAACUGCUGCUGGUGGCUCAGGAGACAAAGUCCUGCCCAUUGAACCUGCUCACGGAGGAAAUACGAAGGGAGCCUGGCGCAGAUGCUUACUUCCGGACAGUGAUGACCCCAGAAAGUGCUGCCUUCGAAACCAUCCUGAGGCAUCACAGGUUGAUCCUAGAGGCCAUCCAGCAAAGGGCUGAACUCAAGUGCUUGGCCUCAGAGGAAGAGCGCCUGGCAGAGACUGUGAAAGAGAUUCUGAGCAUUUCCUCUGAGACAGCCAGCCCUGAAGCUUCCCUGAGAGCAUUGCUGAGCAGAGCCAUGGAAAAAACCAUCUCGGCCAUUGAAAUAUGUCAGCUCCUGUGCAGCAUCCACAGAUCUUUCCCAGGCCUGCAGCCUGUCAUGCAGGAGUUGGCAUAUGCCGGUUUCCUUACUGAGGAAAAGGGAGAGAAGGAAAGGUGGAUGGUGAGUAAUAAAUUUCACCUUGAAGCCAAGGACAAAGCAGAUGAAAAGGCAGCUGAGCCAGCUGAAGAAAACUGCCAGCCUGGGAAACAGAACGGUCAAGGAGAGACUGGUUCCUUGCCAGAACAACAAGAGAAAGAUACUUCUGCCUCCCCAGACUCUGCCAAGAAGAGCUUCGUCUGUAAGGCCUGCGACAAGAGCUUCCAUUUCUACUGCCGCCUCAAGGUGCACAUGAAGCGCUGUCGGGUGGCCAAGAGCAAACAGGUGCAGUGUAAGGAGUGUAAUGAGACCAAGGACUCUAAGAAAGAGCUGGAGAAACAUCAGCUGGAGGCCCAUGGUACAGGUGGAGAGCCUGACGUCCCCAAGAAGAAGAAGAAGAGGCUUCCAGUGACGUGUGACCUCUGUGGAAGAGAAUUUGCUCAUGCCUCAGGCAUGCAGUACCACAAACUGACAGAGCAUUUUGACGAGAAGCCAUUCUCCUGUGAGGAGUGUGGGGCAAAGUUUGCGGCCAAUUCUACCCUGAAGAACCACCUUCGCCUUCACACUGGGGACCGUCCGUUCAUGUGCAAGCACUGCCUCAUGACCUUCACCCAGGCCUCUGCCCUGGCCUACCACACCAAGAAGAAGCACUCAGAAGGAAAAAUGUAUGCAUGCCAGUACUGUGAUGCUGUGUUUGCCCAGUCCAUUGAGCUGUCCCGCCACGUGAGGACCCACACCGGGGACAAGCCAUAUGUCUGCAGAGAUUGUGGCAAGGGCUUCCGGCAAGCCAAUGGCCUCUCCAUCCACCUGCACACCUUUCACAACAUAGAAGAUCCAUAUGACUGCAAGAAAUGCAGGAUGAGCUUCCCCACUCUGCAGGAUCACCGAAAGCACAUCCACGAGGUGCACUCCAAGGAGUACCACCCCUGCCCCACGUGUGGGAAGAUCUUCAGCGCCCCUUCGAUGCUGGAGCGGCACAUGGUGACCCACGUCGGAGGGAAGCCCUUCAGCUGUGGGAUCUGCAACAAGGCCUACCAGCAAUUGUCUGGUUUGUGGUAUCACAAUCGGACCCACCACCCUGACGUGUUUGCUGCUCAGAACCAUCGAUCUUCCAAAUUCUCGUCACUCCAGUGCAGCUCCUGUGACAAAACCUUUCCCAACACCAUCGAACACAAGAAGCACAUCAAAGCAGAGCACGCAGAUAUGAAGUUCCAUGAAUGUGGCCAGUGUAAGGAGCUCUUCCCCACGCCAGCUUUGCUGCAGGUUCACAUCAAGUGCCAGCAUUCAGGGUCACAGCCGUUCCGGUGUCUGUACUGUGCAGCCACUUUCCGCUUUCCCGGGGCGCUGCAGCACCACGUCACCACUGAGCACUUCAAGCAGUCAGAGAGCACCUUCCCCUGUGAGCUCUGCGGGGAGCUCUUCACCUCCCAGGCCCAGCUGGACUGUCACUUGGAGUCUGAACACCCAAAGGUGACGGGCACUGAAAGCCAAGCGGCCGCCUCACAGAUGGUGCAGGUGAUCCAAACCCCAGAGCCGGUGGCCCAGACGGAGCAGGUGAUCACUUUGGAGGAGACCCAGCUUGCUGGUUCACAGGUGUUUGUGACAUUGCCAGAUUCACAGACAUCCCAGGCCAGCUCUGAGCUUGUGGCAGUGACCGUGGAGGACUUGCUAGACGGUACCGUGACCCUAAUCUGUGGGGAGGCCAAGUGAGUGGCUGCUCAUCGUGGAGGGUCCUACGUUUGCAGUAGAGAGAAUGCUCCACACUUGCCUUUUGCCCUUCCUCUCUCGAUGUCCUGAGUAUUGAGCAUCUUAGCUUAGCACCAACCUAAGUGGUCUCACUUGGGAAACGGACAGAAGCAUCAUGGUUCUCAUAAAACCAAGUCUGAGUCAUCAGCACCAACGCGACCGCCCUCCGUAGCAGGCAGGCCUGUUCCUCACAGGCCUGCUGCUGUGGCCUCUCUGACACUUUCCAUUCCCAAGUGGAGUAUAGCUUCUGAAAUAGAGCCUGGAAAAGCAGUGGGAUAAGAGCUGGUGACCAGAGUAACCAGAGCAGUGUGAUGUGCUGGCAGCCCUCAGCAUGCAGAGCAGUAGUUCAGUGCAGGACAGUGGCCCACAGAGUGGGGCUGCAGGUGCUGCCAGUGCCUUCUGGCCAUUUAAAAAUGAGAG